CACACACACACACACACUUACACACGCGCGCGCGCGCGCACACACACACACACACACACCCCUUCUUCCCAGCCAUCUCUGGCAACUCAGCUCAGUGGGCCCUUCCCCAGCCUCUUUUGCCUAGGGUCCACCCGAAGGAAACGUAGCAUCCCGCGCCUCAAAUCAGGCUUAAGACAGCGCCGAAUGAGGUGGAAAGGGAAAUGCCGACCAAUUGCGCCGCGGCGGGCUGUGCUACUACCUACAACAAGCACAUUAACAUCAGCUUCCACAGGUUUCCUUUGGAUCCUAAAAGAAGAAAAGAAUGGGUUCGCCUGGUUAGGCGCAAAAAUUUUGUGCCAGGAAAACAUACUUUUCUUUGUUCAAAGCACUUUGAAGCUUCCUGUUUUGACCUAACAGGACAAACUAGACGACUUAAAAUGGAUGCUGUUCCAACCAUUUUUGAUUUUUGUACCCAAAUAAAGUCUAUGAAACUCAAGUCAAGGAAUCUUUUGAAGAAAAACAACAGUUGUGCACCAACCGGACCAUCUAAUUUAAAAUCAAGCAUUAGUAGUCAGCAAGUACUGCUUGAACACAGUUAUGCCUUCAGGAAUCCUAUGGAAGCAAAAAAGAGGAUAAUUAAACUGGAAAAGGAGAUAGCAAGCCUAAGAAGGAAAAUGAAAACUUGCCUACAGAAAGAACGCAGAGCAACUCGAAGAUGGAUUAAAGCCGCGUGCUUGGUGAAGAAUCUGGAAACAAAUAACGUAUUACCUAAGGGCACAUCAGAACACAUUUUACCAGCAGCCUUAAACAGUCUUCCUUUGGAAGAUUUCAAGAUUCUUGAACAAGAUCAACAGGGUAAAACAUUAUCAGUUCUCUAAAUCUGAAACAAACCAAGAGUACAUUCAUUUAGGAUUUGUUACUCAAACUUCAUUCUAUUCACAGGUAAAAAUAUUUAAAGAAAUUAUUCCAAAAUUGAGUAGUUAAUAGAGUUUUACUUGAAGUAACAACAUUACUGUGUAAUUUAUGAAGACUUGAUUACAAAAAAAAUGGAAAACUUUCUAUGAAACAUUUAAAUGAGAAUAGAAGUGCCUUAUUGUGAGAAUUAUGUACUUAAAAUUUUUGCUAGAAAAUUGAAUAUUUGUAGACUGUUUUCUGUUUUUGUUUUUUUAACCUCUUUAAAGAACAGCCUAUUACAAGUAAUGUUUUUAAUUUAUAUUAUAAAAAGUUUUUUUCCAGUACCAAAGUUGGGAUAUUACAUUCUAAGUAAUUUGCCUAGUAGGGAUUAACAGACAUAUAACAGUAAAACUGCUCAGUUUUUAUUAAUUAAAUUAUUGGCACUGUGAUUGGGAAAAAUUAUAGGGAAAAGCCCCCUGAAAUACAGGGCAAAUUAUUUUAUUUAAACUUUCUAUAUCUUUUUAUCAGUAAAAUAAGCUAAUCAUGGCCUCCAUCAUAACAAAAUUAGCUUUUGCAAUAGCUUGUAAAAUACUUUGAAAAUAGUAUUUUCAAAUGUGAAUGAAGUACCUUUGGGUUAUCCAAGGAUCUCAGACUACUAAAAACUGGUAACUGGUUAUAUUCACCUUCUGAGAAAAUAUGCUAUGAAAUAACACAGAGAUUGAGAUCUAGCUUUUACUUUAAUUGAACACAAAGAUAUAUGUAUACCACAUUUUUCUCAUAAUAAAAAUACUACAUUUUCAAUUUCAAAGUUGAUGCAUUAAUAGGCAAACAUACUACAAAGUUUCAUGUUAGAAAUACUCCCUCUGUCUCUACAUAUAUUGAUACCAAAAUUCUUAAGCUUUCUUUUUUUCCCAUAAACCCAUAAUAGAAUUGAACUAUGGAAAAGUACUUACCAGAUUGUAUCUCCACAGCUUAUAACUUAAAAUGGAAUCAAUUUAUCUUACAUAUCAGUUUGCUUUUUAUCUCUUUUAGUAAGAGUAAAGUAGAGUAACCAUACUGCAUAAAGGAGAUGAAGUGUAGAUCUCUACAAAAAUACAUGUGUCUCUGAUAAAGCUAUACAGGUGCUAAUUAUUUUACAACAGAGAAUAUCAGAACUCUUCUUAUAGUUUCCACUUGAACGAUUAAAGGGUUUGCCUUAUUUUGCCAGAUAAAUGUUUAGUAAGAACACUUCAAACAGAUUUGGUCAAAUCAUAUAAAAAUUUAUUAAUGUACAGGCAGGUUAACCAGGCCUAACUUGAGUUUCUGACAACACCAUAUGAAAGUACCAUAUAUAUAAUAAUAUAUAAUCACAUAUUACUGUAAAUCUUUCCCAUAAGGUAAUGGCUCCUUGAUGAUAAAAUUUUUACAACAUUUGCUUAAAUCCUAGCAACAGUCUUUUUACAUUAUUUGCACCGUUUCUUUUAAUAAGGAGUGCCUCUCAAGCAACUAGAGUUACAAAAGCAAUGGUAGGAAAGAUCUCUUUUAGUUUUCAUCAGGCACUUAAAGUAAAUAUUUAAGAAACUCCUUUUAUGUAUAGUGUAAACCUUAUUAGUCAUGUUAUCUUUAAUACUGGAUGUCACUUCUUGGAAUUGUCGUUUCAUGUUUUCAACUGUCUUUAUAUGGUUUCAAACAUAAUCAUCAACACUUACUGACCAUUUCCAUACUUCAAAAUAAGUUGGGUAAAUAAUCAUUUAAACAUAAACUAUGUUUUCCAAAUAUAAAUCCUCAUGUGGUUCACCACCCCUCCCAAUACAAAGCAAAACACCGAUGCAGGCUGCUUCCCAUGCACAAUAGUACCUUGAUAUCUUAAUAUAACAUUUUUUAAAUCACAAAAAUAAACCAUUAUAAAAUACAACAGACUUUUGGCAAAUUAACUUGACUUCAUUAUUAUUUGAGAGCCCUGAAUAAACUACCACUCAGUAAAUUUUUUGCUGUUUUUUUUCCCCAUGUCAUUUUCAUGUUACUGGUCUGAUAACAUGCUACAAACUCUGUCUGCAUCAAAUUAUUUUAACAUAUAGCCAUCUACCUUAAAACUACUUUCAUUCAUAGAGAAAAUUAAAGGAAUUUAGUUUUACUUUAAGAAUUAAAGGAAUCUUUUUAAAUCCUGUUUUCAGUUUGUUGAUAAAUUUAUCACUUAGCCCACAUAUCAUGAAACUCAUCGAAACUGUAGUGGCCCUUUGUCCUGUGCUGUGCACAUGUACCCUGUUUUAUGUCCAUCAUUCAUGCUGCGUCUAGUAGGCACUAACCUUUACAGAGAACCGGCCAAAGGCUAGGAAUUUGAUAUAAAGUUGAACAUGACAUGAAUUUUCUGCCCUUAAGUUGCUCAAAGUCUUUUGAGAGAAACAAAUAUUAUUUAUAAUAAUAGGAUAAAUGCUAUGAAAGAGAUGUGUGUGAAGUGCUUUGGUAAAUGCCAUUAAAUUGGAAUUUAAUAAGAAUAUAUAAACUUUAGACCUUUUUAUAAUAGUUUUCUUUUGAAAUAAAUGGAUUUCUUCUUAUAAUGACUUACCAAAGGAGAUUUUGUAGAACUGGGUUUUAAGGUGAAUUACAUAGUAUUUAUUUAAUGAAUUUUAAGACUUUUUCUCCCUUUAAAAUGAACACUGAACAAAUUUGUUGUUUAUGAUAUCUUGUUAAAAGGAAAACAUAACAAAGUAAAAUAUUAUAUCAAAGCCAAGAUUGGAGUUUAUUUGAUGUUUGAUAUUUUUACUAAACAACAAGUGCUACUGUCACAAAUUUUUUUAAAAAUAGUUUUAACUCAGAGUCUUAAAGUUAACAAUGCAUUGUGG
Molecule: messenger RNA, 3695 nt
Organism: Odocoileus virginianus texanus
Lineage: Eukaryota; Metazoa; Chordata; Mammalia; Artiodactyla; Cervidae
Gene: THAP2
Product: THAP domain containing 2
Cellular component (GO): nucleus
Source: RefSeq, a predicted model, not a curated record